Molecule: messenger RNA, 953 nt
Organism: Periconia digitata
Lineage: Eukaryota; Fungi; Ascomycota; Dothideomycetes; Pleosporales; Periconiaceae
Source: the annotation of a GenBank genome assembly
CUUCCCGUUACUGACAUUCACGAACAGUUGACCCAAAGGAAAGAGUGCGAGGGUUUGACUCCACGCAUACCAGAACGCAUAGGCUAUCUUUCUUCUCUGCCUUUACCAAAGAAUCCUACGCGCCGUCUCCUAGCCCCGAGGACCUUAUCUCCAUCGUUAUAUCCACAGAUUCGCAUCCAACGAGCUUAUUGGAGUGGAAUUCUGAGUAUUUUUGUCGAGAAUACUGGGAUUAAUAAUCAACUUCAAAAGAAAGAGGGAAAGGCUAGAGGUAGCAACCGCUCCUCUCAUACCGAUCUGAUCUGGUAUUUACCACGAAAUCUCCAUCAACAUCAGAGAGCCAGACAUAUCAAAGUACGAGCCAAUAUAACCUCUGAAGUCAUCUCUUCUUCAAACCAAAAGGAAUCCACCAAGUCCAAAACUCUAGAAGAAAAGAAAAAAUGUCCGGUCGCGGCGGUGCAGGAAAUAUUCUCCGCGCUCGCGAGCAAGAGCAACAAGCCGCGAGCGAUGUCGAAGCCGCAAUUCCCCCCACCAGCAACUCCAACUCCAACUCCGCCAACUCAUCCACAUCCACAGCUGCAGCAUAUGCUCACACCGGCCGCGGAGGGGCAGGGAACUGGUACCAACCCUCCGAACUCUUUAAAACAGGCACCUUUUCCUCCUCCACUGCUCCACCGACUUCAUCAUCCGCCACCGUUCCAUCCCGGGUUCCAGAGAAUAGCGUAGUGAACGUCGGUAAAGCGGGAAGAGGGGGUGCGGGGAAUUUCGUCUGGGGUACUGGUGCUGCUGCGGAGGAGAAGGAAGAGGAAGAGAGGAAGGAGAGGGAAAGGGUCAGUUUGAUGGUGGAGAAGAACGUUGAGGCUGAAUUGGCGAGACCAGGGGCCGUUUUUGUUUCGGGUUCGGCGAAGGGAAAGGAGGAUUUGAGUGGGAACGGCGGAGUUUAGACUCGUAAUUUU